AUGGUGGCUGUUUUGGGUGCGAGACGACGGAAGAAGAUGGCGAGUGGUGGUGGUGGUCGUGGUAGUAGUAAGAAGAAAGGGUUCUCCUUAAACCCGAAAGAUUACAAGCUCAUGGAAGAAGUUGGAUAUGGUGCUAGUGCUGUUGUCCAUCGAGCAAUUUACCUUCCGACUAAAGAAGUCGUCGCAAUCAAGUGCUUGGAUCUCGAUCGCUGCAACAGCAAUCUGGAUGAUAUAAGGAGGGAAGCUCAGACAAUGAGUUUGAUAGACCAUCCCAACGUUAUAAAGUCGUUUUGUUCUUUCGCUGUUGAUCAUAAUCUCUGGGUCGUCAUGCCGUUCAUGGCUCAGGGCUCGUGUUUGCACCUUAUGAAGGCGGCAUAUCCAGAUGGGUUCGAAGAGACGGCUAUAUGUUCUAUGCUGAAAGAAACACUCAAAGCUCUUGAUUAUCUUCAUAGACAAGGGCAUAUCCAUCGAGAUGUUAAGGCUGGAAACAUACUUCUUGAUAACACUGGGGAGAUUAAGCUCGGUGAUUUUGGUGUAUCUGCAUGUUUGUUUGAUACUGGCGAUAGGCAACGUGCAAGAAACACAUUUGUUGGUACUCCGUGCUGGAUGGCUCCGGAAGUCUUGCAGCCAGGAAGUGGAUACAAUUCCAAGGCUGAUAUCUGGUCUUUUGGAAUAACUGCGCUGGAGUUGGCCCAUGGUCAUGCACCUUUCUCAAAAUAUCCUCCCAUGAAGGUACUCUUAAUGACUAUUCAAAAUGCACCGCCUGGUCUUGAUUACGACCGUGAUAAGAAGUUUUCAAAGUCCUUUAAAGAAAUGGUAGCAUUGUGUCUGGUGAAAGAUCAAACGAAAAGGCCAACUGCUGAAAAAUUGUUGAAACACUCGUUUUUCAAGAAUGCAAAGCCUCCAGAGAUCUGUGUCAAAAAGUUAUUUGCUAAUUUGCCACCUCUUUGGACCCGUGUGAAAGCUCUUCAGGCCAAGGAUGCUGCACAGCUGGCUCUGAAAGGAAUGGCCUCUGCUGACCAGGAUGCUAUAUCACAGAGUGAAUACCAAAGAGGAGUAAGUGCUUGGAACUUCAAUAUUGAAGAUUUGAAAGAACAAGCAUCUUUGGUUAAUGACAGAGGACAGGUAUUUAGUCGUCAAUUACCAUCGGAAAACAUGAACGGAAAGGAAAAAGUUUCAGAUACUGAGGUGGUAGAACCGAUCUGUGAAGAGAAAUGCAUUCUCAAUUCAACCGCUUCAUCUGUUGAACAAACAAUACCAAGUUCAGAGCAUGACGUUCCACAGGCCAAAGCUAAGCCAGUGAGACGCCAGACUCAGAGUGGACCACUUUCACCCGGUAUAUUGUUAACCAAUUCGGAUUCAGUGAAGGGCCAUGGUUAUGCAAGGCCUGAGAGUGAGCGCCAGCCAGCAACAUCAGUCCAGAGGGCACCUAGCUUUAGUGGUCCAUUGAAUCUUCCGAACCGUGCUUCUGCAAAUAGUUUUUCAGCUCCUAUAAAAUCUUCUACAGGAUUCCGUGAUUCUCUGGAUGACAAGUCAAAGGCUAAUGUGGUUCAAAUCAAAGGAAGAUUCUCAGUAACAUCAGAAAACUUAGAUCUUGCAAGGGCGUCCCCAUUGAGGAAAUCUGCAAGUGUUGGAAAUUGGAUACUCGAUUCUAAAAUGCCACAGCCAACGGGACAACCGCCCAUGAAGGAGUUAAGUAGUCAUCCUGUGUCUCCCUCAUUCAUCAUGCCUCACCUUCAAAACUUGUUCCAGCAAAAUUCAAUACAGCAGGAUCUCAUUAUAAAUCUCCUUAAUAGCUUACAGGCUACUGAAGCAACAGAUGGUUCUCAAAACGGAAAGUUGCCGCCUUUGCCUCGAGGAUCCGACAGCAAUGGAGCCGUUGUUGAACCCACAGCUUUCGAGAGAGAAAGGUUACUUCUUACCAAGAUCUCUGAGCUUCGAGCUAGAAUGUACGAGUUGAGCGAAGAACUUGAAGAAGAAAAAUCAAAACACACCCAACUGCAGCAGAAGUUGAAAUCAGUCACCGGUGGCGAGCAAUUGUAAUCAGAGACCGGAAUACUGAGCUGCACGGAAAGCUUUUGGAGAAGAGGAAAGUAUAUUUUGUACACUAAAAAAGAAACCAGAGAAGCUCUCACUUCCAUGAAAGCAAAAAGGACAGUUUUGGUUCUGUUCUGUGCCUGCAGAAGCAGACAUCGGCCAUUACAGGAGAAACCAGCAAAAGGCAUAUAGAGAAUAAGUGGAGAAGAAAGCUCGUAGUCAUGGUAUUUGCUUAAGAUAUAAAUUAUAGUCUUACUUUUUGAGUAAGAAAAAGUUUAUUUUGUUGUUGUUGUAUUACUAUUAUUAGCAAGUAUCUAAUAUAGGCUCUUAUCCUUUUUGUGGAUUGUAAAUGAAACUUGAUUUGAUGUAUUUGUAUUUGUAUUUGUAUCGUAUCCACCAGAUUCUUAACUAAUAAUCUCAUGGAGUGAAUCAUCAACAUAUUUGUUCUUUAAACACUUUGAUUAAGAAUUGAGUUUGCUCC
Thlaspi arvense is the source of this 2518-nucleotide messenger RNA. The record is from the annotation of a GenBank genome assembly. Lineage: Eukaryota; Viridiplantae; Streptophyta; Magnoliopsida; Brassicales; Brassicaceae.